This is a messenger RNA of Condylura cristata (star-nosed mole), 2520 nucleotides long. RefSeq names its product intraflagellar transport 74 (gene IFT74). The record is from RefSeq and is a predicted model, not a curated record. Gene Ontology annotation, cellular component: intraciliary transport particle B; cilium; centrosome. NCBI's taxonomy places the organism in Eukaryota, Metazoa, Chordata, Mammalia, Eulipotyphla, Talpidae. Gene Ontology annotation, molecular function: beta-tubulin binding. The transcript is spliced from 20 exons. Gene Ontology annotation, biological process: intraciliary transport involved in cilium assembly; cilium assembly. Bases 186 to 1988 code for a protein of 600 amino acids.
GCGAGGCCUCUGCACUUAAAGUUGCUCCCCAAAAGCGGGGAUCCGUAGCGGACAAUCCAUACGCAAGCCAGUUGCGGGUCUUCCGCUGAGGUGGCCACCCGGAAAAAGAUUUUGGACGCGCCUGAGUGGUUCCACCACCCUCCUUCCGCGCGGGUUGCGGAGAAAGUGUUUCAAGUGACUGAGCCAUGGCCAGCAAUCAUAAACCUCCAGUAACUCGGCCUGUUUCACGAGGUGGAGUUGGAUUGACAGGAAGGCCUCCAUCUGGAAUGCGUCCCCCAUCAGGAAAUAUUCGUGUGGCAACUGCAAUGCCCCCUGCAACAGCAAGACCAGGCUCUCGUGGAGGUCCCAUAGGGAUAGGAGGAGUACUGUCUUCUCAAAUCAAAGUUGCUGAUCGCCCUGUAACACAACAAGGUUUGAGUGGAAUGAAAACUGGGAUGAAAGGUCCCCAGCGGCAAAUUUUAGACAAAUCUUAUUAUCUCGGUCUUCUUAGAAGUAAAAUAAGUGAACUUACUACAGAAAUUAAUAAACUUCAGAAAGAAAUAGAAAUGUACAAUCAAGAGAAUUCAGUAUAUUUGUCAUAUGAAAAGAGAGCUGAGACUUUAGCUGUUGAAAUCAAAGAAUUUCAAGGAGAACUUGCAGAUUACAACAUGUUGGUAGAUAAACUUAAUACCAAUACUGAAAUGGAGGAAGUAAUGAAUGAUUACAACAUGCUUAAAGCUCAAAAUGACAGAGAAGCACAAAGUAUGGAUACCAUAUUUACUGAAAGACAAGCGAAAGAAAAACAAAUUAGAAGUGUGGAAGAAGAGAUUGAACAGGAAAAACAAGCAGCAGAUGGCAUUAUCAAAAAUAUGUCUCCUGAAAAACAAGUCAAGUAUAUAGAAAUGAAAACUGCAAAUGAAAAAUUGUUGCAGGAACUAGAUACACUCCAGCAACAGCUAGAUUCACUGAACAUGAAAAAAGAGAGCCUGGAAGCAGAAAUAGCACACUCCCAGGUAAAACAGGAAGCAGUAUUACUGCAUGAAAAACUUUAUGAAUUAGAGUCCCAUCGAGAUCAAAUGGUUGCAGAAGACAAAAGCAUGGGAUCUCCAAUGGAAGAGAGAGAGAGAUUACUCAAGCAGGUUAAAGAAGAUAAUCAAGAAAUAGCUAGUAUGGAACGACAGUUAACAGAUAUAAAGGAAAAAAUAAAUCAAUUUAAUGAAGAAAUUAGACAACUUGACAUGGAUUUAGAAGAACACCAAGGUGAAAUGAAUCAGAAGUAUAAGGAGUUGAAAAAAAGGGAGGAAAAUAUGGACACUUUUAUCGAGACUUUUGAGGAAACUAAGAAUCAGGAACUGGAAAGGAAAGCACAGAUAGAAGCCAGCAUUGUCUCGCUUUUGGAGCAUUGCAGUCGGAAUUUAAAUCGUAUGAAGCAGAUAUCCUCUAUCACCAAUCAGGAGCUGAAAAUGAUGCAGGAUGACCUCAACUUUAAAUCUAAUGAGAUGCAGAAGUCACAAAGUACAGCUAGGAAUUUGACAUCUGAUAGUCAACGUCUGCAAUUGGAUCUACAGAAAAUGGAGCUUCUGGAAAGUAAAAUGACUGAGGAACAACAGUCUUUAAAAAACAAAAUUAAGCAAAUGACAGCUGAUCUGGAGACAUACAGUGAUUUGCCAGGUUUAAAAUCAUCUGGUGAAGAAAAGAAAAAAAAACUACAUCAGGAGAGAGCAAUAUUAUCAACCCACAGAAAUGCCUAUAAGAAAAUAAUGGAGAAGCUAAACAUAGAAUAUGAGACACUAAAAACACAAUUGCAAGAAAAUGAGACACAUUCUCAGCUUACAAAUUUGGAGAGAAAGUGGCAACACCAUGAGCAAAAUAAUUUUGUGAUGAAAGAAUUCAUAGCAACCAAGAGUCAAGAAAGUGAUUACCGACCAAUUAUGAAGAAUGUGACUAAGCAGAUUGCAGAGUACAAUAAAACCAUUGUGGACGCUCUACAUAGCACAAGCAGAAACUGAGUUUGAACCAACUGGAAGUCUAUAAAAGUAUCUUUUCGCAAAACUUUAUACAAGUUGAAAGAAAAAGAAAAUUUCCCUUUGAGGAAUUUUGUGUAAAAUUUUUUAUUGAUGGUGUCAUUUUUUGCAGACUCUUUGAAAAGCGGUAUAGCAUGAUAAUCAAUAGUCUAAGAAGUUUGAAGUUGCAAAAAUGUCUUCUUUUAUGAUAUUUGUGUUUGUUUAGCUGAUUAAAAAUGCCUCAAAGAAUUCUAAGAUAAACUAAAAGUGACCAUUGAGAUGCAUUUAGUCUGUAUAAUCCAUCUGACUUCUAACAGCAAAAGAAUGCAUCCUUUCAAAGUCAAUCGAAGAGAACUACAUGCAGGAGUGUCAUUCUGAUUUAGCACUUAGUCAACCUUGUCAGUUUUGCUUCUAGAAUAACUAAAAAUAGAAGGAAAAUAUUUUGUUUUGAGCUUCUCAAAUGGGGCAUGUCUGAUGGAUUGUAAGGCACAUAAAGUUGUAGGCAAAUAUGGGUCAUGUAUCAGUUACUAAUAAAGAU